This is a messenger RNA of Thrips palmi, 3349 nucleotides long. RefSeq names its product 1,4-alpha-glucan-branching enzyme (gene AGBE). Gene Ontology annotation, cellular component: cytoplasm. Gene Ontology annotation, biological process: glycogen biosynthetic process. The record is from RefSeq and is a predicted model, not a curated record. The transcript has 15 exons. Lineage: Eukaryota; Metazoa; Arthropoda; Insecta; Thysanoptera; Thripidae. The coding region runs from base 248 to 2320 and encodes 690 amino acids. Gene Ontology annotation, molecular function: 1,4-alpha-glucan branching enzyme activity; cation binding; hydrolase activity, hydrolyzing O-glycosyl compounds.
UCACUUCCCUCUCCCUCUCCCACAUCCUCAAAACACAAACAACAAGAAGCAGCGGAGCAGAAGCAUCGAAACAGCGGUCUCCUGCGAGGUCGCGCUGAUACCCGGCGACUCGUCUUGGAAGUCGGGGGAUCUGACACAGAAGCUGCGCUCGCGUUGGACGUGCCGGCCGUGUCAGUUAACCUUGGUGUCUCGCCUCGCCUAGGUCUCACCCUCGCUCGCUCAGGACAGUCUUCAAACCUCUGUGACCAUGGGGGGCAAAUUUUCGUCGAUGGAUCCUAUGGAGGUAGAGGUGCCGGCGUUGAAGGACCUCAUGGACCGCGAUCCCUACCUCCACCCUUACGAGCGGGAGUUCAGGCGCAGGUACGCAGUGUUCAAGGAUUAUGUUGAACGUGUCAAUGCAUCAGAUGGCAGUCUUGACCAGUUCACUAAGGGCUACGACUAUUUUGGAAUUCAUGUCAAGCCUGAUAACUCUGUAGUUGCUCGAGAAUGGGCACCUGGUGCACAGCAAGUGUACCUGACUGGAGACUUCAACGGCUGGAACAAGGAGAGCCAUCCUUACACCAAGUUGGAGUAUGGAAAGUGGGAGAUCAACAUUCCUCCUGCUGCAGACGGCUCUUGUCCUAUUAAGCACCUUUCUGAAAUUAAACUUGUGAUCAGAGGUCCCCAUGGACAGCAACUGUUCCGUCUGUCCCCCUGGGCCAAGUAUGUGGUACCUCCACCACGUAGCGAGGGCUUCACAUACAAGCAGCUCAUGUGGAAUCCGCCAGAGAAAUAUCAAUUCAAGCACCCCAAACCAAAGAGGCCAAAGAGUCUUCGAGUUUAUGAAUGUCACGUUGGAAUUGGAACUCAGGAAGGAAAAGUUGGUUCCUACCUUGAAUUUGCCAAGAAUGUUGUUCCUCGCAUUGUUAGACAAGGCUACAAUGCUAUUCAGCUCAUGGCCAUCAUGGAGCAUGCAUAUUACGCCAGUUUUGGUUACCAAGUCACAAGUUUCUAUGCUGCCUCCAGUCGUUAUGGUACACCCGAAGAGCUGAAAGAACUGAUCGAUGUCUGCCAUGCAAAUGGUCUCUUUGUUCUUCUUGACAUGGUUCAUUCUCAUGCCUCAAAGAAUGUUGAUGACGGUAUCAACCAGUUUGAUGGAACGAACAGUUGUUACUUCCAUGAUGGUGCCCGUGGAGAGCACACUCUUUGGGACAGCCGGCUGUUCAACUAUUCAGAGUAUGAAGUUCUCCGUUUCUUGCUUUCCAACUUGCGGUGGUAUGUUGAGGAAUAUGGCUUUGAUGGGUACAGGUUUGAUGGUGUGACUUCCAUGUUGUACCACUCUCGAGGUCUUGGUCAAGGAUUUGGUGGUCACUAUGAUGAUUACUUUGGCCUUAAUGUUGACACUGAAGCAUUGGUGUAUCUGAUGCUUGGAAACUACAUGCUUCAUAAACUUUACCCAGAGAUGAUUACCAUUGCUGAAGAUGUAUCUGGUAUGCCGGCUAUGUGCCGUCCAGUAGCUGAGGCUGGCAUUGGAUUUGACUAUCGUCUAGCAAUGGCGAUUCCUGAUAAAUGGAUCAAAAUGCUUAAAGAGCAGAGUGAUGAUGACUGGGAUAUAGGUAACUUGAUCCAUACUUUAACCAACAGACGAUGGAUGGAGCCAGCUGUGGCCUAUGCUGAAUCUCACGAUCAGGCUCUUGUUGGUGAUAAAACUAUUGCAUUCUGGCUCAUGGACAAGGAAAUGUACACCCACAUGUCAACUCUCUCUGAUCCGUCUGGCAUUAUUGAUAGAGGAAUUGCCCUUCACAAGAUGAUUCGGCUCAUUACCCAUUCACUUGGAGGAGAAGCUUACCUUAACUUCAUUGGCAACGAGUUUGGUCACCCAGAAUGGUUGGACUUCCCCCGUGCAGGCAACAAUGAUUCUUAUCAUUAUGCUAGGAGACAGUGGAAUCUUGUGGAUGAUGAGAAUUUGAAGUACAAGUUCUUGAACAACUUUGAUCGGGCCAUGAACCUUCUGGAGGAGAAGUAUGGCUGGCUGCAUCAAGACUCGGGCUAUGUCAGCUGCAAGCAUCAAGAUGACAAAGUAAUUGUAUUUGAAAGAGCGGGCCUGCUCUUUGCAUUCAAUUUCCACCCCACAAAAAGUUACACUGAUUACCGUAUGGGAGUGCACAACCCUGGAGGUUACCGUAUUGUCUUGAACUCGGAUGACAAGGAGUUUGGCGGUUUUGGCAGAAUUGACAACUCUGUCGUUCAUCAAACCUUUGAUGAAGGAUUCAAUGGUCGCAGACACUCCAUCCAGGCUUAUCUUCCAUCUCGUGUUGCCAUAGUCCUUGCAAAUUACUAAUUUUGAUUUUACCCCUGCCCCUGAUGUAAAAUCGUACAAAGCCAAAUGCCAAGUUUUUUAUGUUUGUUACAUACUGUAUCUGUGAAAAUUUAAUCACUUAUUGUCUGUAUAAGCUAGAUGUUAAAAUAUUACCCUCUUUAUAAAAAUUUGACACUUUGUCAAAUUUUUAAAAAAACAUUCCUUGGCUUUUGAAUUGGUUCCAGGGCAUGCAGCUGUUCAUCAAUUUGAGUCUGGCAUACUAACUUUUCUAUGUAUGUUGUAUUUUUAGUGUGUAUUUUAGAGGCUUCCAAUUUGCGUCAAUUUUGGCAAUAGUUUUAAGAUGUCAUUAUGCCUUCCAUGAAGUAUGUAAGAAGAUAUGUUCGCUGUUCAAAAUUACGACUGAGUCUCUGUGCCAUAAAGAUUCUAUCUUCGGGUAUCUUCUGUGAUUGAGCCAAAAUGCUUUUUUGAUAACAUUGACUUUAAGAAUGUGAUGUUAUCAUUGGUUUUCCGUUCAAUAAUUGUACGAACUUCGAACUUUGUUCAGAAAUAUUGAAACUGGUCGGAUUUUUGUUUGAAGUGAUUAAUUAAGUGAGAUUUGUUUCCAUUUUAUAUGUAUUGUUUGUAUGUUUACAUAUAAUUUCAUAGAUAUACACAUUCAAUUUUAAACGCUGUUUUCUUGUGUGCCAUGUUACUUAAGUGUUAAAAUGUAGUGAGUUGUGUUGAUAAUGGAAUGCAAAAGGUUUACAGGCAGAAUUCUCUAGUUUUCCUGUAAAAUUUUACAUUCUUGUAGAAGCUAUCAAGUCUAGUCUGAAUUCAGCCUCUUUUGCUCUCAAUGAAGUCAUGAAAAAUCGGGUUUUUGCAAGAGUCAUCACUCUCAUGAUAACAUUUCUAGCUCUAUGUGCCAACCUGAUCAACUUAUUUUGUAAUGCUGUGAAUUUUGUUGUUGUUUUCUUUUAUAUUCAAUAGCAUAUAUUUUUUUAGAUGUUUUUAUGAAGUUGUAUGUCAAAUUUAUAUUUCAUGUUGGGCAAUAAAUAACAUAUUUUUACUUGA